AUGUUGUAUAUCAUCGUACUCUCUUAUGAUCGACAGUCCCAAACUUGGUUGCACACCAUAAUCAUGGCAGAAGUAGCAAAGGCAGAUGAUGAUGUUUUCUACUCUCCAGACUCACAAUUUCUGGGAAAGAACACAGAUAAUAAUGGUGAGGAAAACAUAAGACUUUGCGUUCUUUCGAUGAGAACCACUCUUGAAAAACAAGAUCCCUCUGCAAAGGAUUUAGAUGAUUCAACACUGAGAAGGUUUCUUCGCGCACGCGAUCUCAAUGUUGAUAAAGCUGCAACGAUGUUGCUGAAAUACUUGACAUGGAGGCGGACCUUCAUGCCAAAGGGUUUCAUUACAACAUCAGAGAUUUAUAAUGAAAUAUCACAAAACAAGAUGUUCAUGCAAGGGAAGGACAAGCAAGGGCGCCCCAUUGCAGUUGUUUUUGGCUCCCGUCAUUUUCAAGGAGACACAGAUGAAUUCAAACGUUUUUUGGCAUUUGUUUUGGAUAAGCUGUGUUCCAGGAUGCCUGAAGGACAGGAAAAGUUCACUACUAUAGCAGAUCUAGAAGGGUAUGGCUAUUGCAACAGUGAUGUCCGCGCAAACCUCACAGCUAUUUCAAUCCUACAGGAUUACUACCCAGAAAGACUUGGAAAAGUGUUUGUCAUUCAUGUACCCUACAUUUUCAUGACCAUGUGGAAGAUCAUUCAACCAUUCAUCGACAAGAAUACCAGGAAGAAGAUUGUGUUUGUGGAGAACAGCAGACUGCACGCCACUUUGCGAGAGGACAUUGAUGAAAACCAGCUUCCAGAGAUCUAUGGAGGCAAACUGCAGCUGGUUCCAAUCCACAAUAACUAGCGCUGAUCGUCACAAAGAUUUUAUUGACCCAGAAACACGUCAAGCUUAUCACAUUAAUAUCAUAUAUUCAUAUACGUGACAAUGACAGGAUAAACUUCAUUUUUAAAGCAAGGUGUCACCACCUUGCCCUUGCAAAUCUUCAUUGUGCAACAUUUGCUCAGUUAA
This is a messenger RNA of Andrographis paniculata, 1005 nucleotides long. RefSeq lists its product as uncharacterized. NCBI's taxonomy places the organism in Eukaryota, Viridiplantae, Streptophyta, Magnoliopsida, Lamiales, Acanthaceae. The transcript has 6 exons. The record is from RefSeq and is a predicted model, not a curated record. Bases 1 to 840 code for a protein of 279 amino acids.